GUGACAAUUUUUGUCUUCACCAGUGUAGGGUAAUGUGUAAGUGUUAGAGUAUUUGGUAGGCCUGUGGUGUGUUAGUGCGGUCGGUGUGUGUGUGUGUGUGUGUGUGUGUGUGUGUGUGUGUGUGGACAUGUUUAUCCCUUCGUUCUCAUUGGCUGCUGAAACUUGUUGGAGCUUUUCUCUGUGGAAAAACAGAAAGCUCCAAGAACCUAUCGGUGCUCACGACCCGUCCCCCUCUCUGGAGCCCGCCUGGUCCAGACUUGUCCGGGAGACAGUGAAUGUAGUCCAGCCUUCACACCGCUUAAAUAAGCUCAUGUCAGAGACACAGCACUUGUAUAUUGUGGGCAAAUUAACAUUGUAAGGACUCCCUGCCGCUCCACACAGCGCUGCACUUUGCCGCCGAAUAUCCUUAUCCUGCUUUGAGGGCUUUCAUACUGAUAACCUACUUAAUCUCUUUUUUCUUUUCCGCCACACACUGGAUCCAUCUGACAUUCCCACCUUCGAAACACUUGUGACCAACAAGUCUACACUUGAACUGGAUUUCUGAGAUAAACCCUUUUUGUUUUUGUUUUCGUUUGUACCUUCUUUUUAAUGGUACAAUGUCGUCUUUACCAGGAACAGUACCGCGGAUGAUGCGCCCGGCUCCCGGACAGAACUAUCCCCGCACUGGAUUCCCUCUGGAAGUGUCCACUCCUCUGGGCCAGGGACGGGUCAAUCAGCUCGGAGGGGUCUUCAUUAACGGUCGGCCGCUCCCCAACCACAUCAGACACAAAAUAGUUGAGAUGGCUCACCACGGGAUCCGGCCCUGCGUCAUCUCCCGACAGCUGCGGGUCUCUCACGGCUGCGUCUCCAAGAUCCUCUGUCGCUAUCAGGAGACCGGCUCCAUCCGACCCGGAGCGAUAGGAGGCAGCAAGCCCAGGCAGGUAGCCACACCGGACGUGGAGAAGCGGAUAGAGGAGUACAAGCGGGACAACCCCGGCAUGUUCAGCUGGGAGAUCCGGGAUAAGCUGCUGAAGGACGGGGUGUGUGACAGAAGCACAGUCCCUUCAGUGAGUUCGAUCAGCCGUGUCCUCCGAGCUCGAUUUGGAAAAAAGGACGAUGAGGACGAGUGUGACAAAAAGGACGAAGACGGAGAAAAGAAAACCAAACACAGUAUCGACGGCAUCCUCGGUGAUAAAGGCAGUCGGAUGGAUGAAGUGUCGGAUGUGGAGUCAGAGCCUGACCUCCCCCUGAAGAGGAAGCAGCGCAGGAGUCGGACCACAUUCACUGCGGAGCAGCUUGAGGAGCUAGAGAAGGCUUUCGAAAGAACCCACUAUCCUGAUAUCUACACCAGGGAGGAGCUGGCCCAGAGGACAAAACUCACUGAGGCCAGGGUGCAGGUUUGGUUCAGCAAUCGAAGGGCCAGGUGGCGAAAACAAGCAGGAGCAAAUCAGCUAGCAGCUUUCAACCACCUGUUGCCGGGUGGAUUUCCUCCCACAGGGAUGCCAACACUUCCUGCAUACCAGCUGCCAGAGUCCAGCUACCCAACCAACACUCUGUCCCAAGACGGUGGUGGUACAGUUCACCGUCCCCAGCCAUUACCUCCGUCCACCAUGCACCAGACCGGUCUGUCCAGCACUGACAGCAGCUCUGCCUAUGGUCUGGCCUCCAACCGCCACGGCUUCUCCACCUACUCUGACUCUUUUAUGAGCUCUGCAGCACCCAGCAACCACGUCAACCCUGUUAGCAAUGGACUCUCCCCUCAGGUGAUGAGCAUCCUGAGUAACCCCAGCGGAGUUUCCUCACAGCCACAGCACGACUUCUCUAUCUCACCGCUCCACAGUGCCUUGGACUCCUCUCCAUCCAGUGUCAUCUCAGCAAGCUGCAGCCAGCGUUCAGCUGAGGCCUCCAUUAAGACAGUGGACAGCCUCCCGUCAUCCCAAUCCUACUGCCCCCCCACAUACAGCACCACUAGCUACAGCAUGGACCCAGCUGUGGCUGCUGCCGGCUACCAGUACAGUCAGUAUGGCCAGACUGCUGUGGAUUACCUGGCAAAAAACGUCAGCCUUUCCAGUCAGCGCAGGAUGAAGCUGGCCGACCACUCAGCUGUACUGGGACUGCUGCAGGUUGAGACUGGCCAGGCGUACUAG
This is a messenger RNA of Epinephelus fuscoguttatus (brown-marbled grouper), 2126 nucleotides long. Its product is annotated as paired box protein Pax-7-like. Gene Ontology annotation, molecular function: DNA-binding transcription factor activity, RNA polymerase II-specific; RNA polymerase II cis-regulatory region sequence-specific DNA binding. The coding region runs from base 597 to 2126 and encodes 509 amino acids. The transcript has 9 exons. Gene Ontology annotation, biological process: regulation of transcription by RNA polymerase II; anatomical structure development. NCBI's taxonomy places the organism in Eukaryota, Metazoa, Chordata, Actinopteri, Perciformes, Serranidae. The record is from RefSeq and is a predicted model, not a curated record.